Molecule: messenger RNA, 1929 nt
Organism: Catharus ustulatus (Swainson's thrush)
Lineage: Eukaryota; Metazoa; Chordata; Aves; Passeriformes; Turdidae
Gene: WARS1
Product: tryptophanyl-tRNA synthetase 1
Exons: 12
Coding region: 203-1624 (473 amino acids)
Biological process (GO): tryptophanyl-tRNA aminoacylation
Cellular component (GO): cytoplasm
Molecular function (GO): ATP binding; tryptophan-tRNA ligase activity
Source: RefSeq, a predicted model, not a curated record
GGGAGGUUGUGUUUCCCAGCCGGGAGCCGUGCCGGCCGUGCCGGCUGGGGUGAUGCAAUGGUGGUGACAGAGGAGCGGCGGGAGGAAAAACAGUUUUCAGGAAUUUCUCUUUGUUGCUGCUGUUUUGAAUCUCCAAGCCAAAGAGCUGGAAGAGGAUAAAUUGAGUUGAGUUGUACCUCAGGUCUUUGUGCAGUCUGGCAAAAUGGCUGACAGCCCGAACUGUGAUUUGAAGUCUCUGAGUCCACUUCAGCUGUUUGAAAAAGUGACUGAACAAGGAGAGAAAGUCAGAGCACUGAAAGCAGGAAAAGCACCAAAGGAUGAAAUUGAUGCAGCAGUGAGGAUGCUCUUAUCAUUAAAACUGUCAUAUAAAACAACAACAGGACAAGAUUAUCAGGCAGGCUUGCCUCCAAAAGAUCUUGUAUUAAUAAACAAUGGUACAACUAAAGAAGAGGAUGAGGAUUUAGUGGAUCCCUGGAAUGUGCAGACAUCAAAUGCUAAAGGCGUGGAUUAUGACAAGCUCAUAGUUCGGUUUGGCAGCAGUAAAAUUGACACAGAUCUGAUUAAUCGAAUAGAAAGAGCUAUUGGGCAAAAACCUCACCACUUUCUACGGAGAGGAAUCUUUUUUUCCCACAGAGAUAUGGACCAAGUACUUGAUGCAUAUGAAAAUAAGAAGCCCUUUUACCUUUACACAGGCAGAGGGCCAUCCUCUCAGGCAAUGCACGUUGGUCAUCUUAUCCCAUUUAUGUUCACAAAGUGGCUGCAAGAAGUAUUUGAUGUUCCCUUGGUAAUACAGUUAACUGAUGAUGAGAAAUACCUUUGGAAGGACAUGACAAUUGAGAAGGCAUAUGAAUAUGCUAGAGAAAAUGCAAAAGACAUCAUUGCAUGUGGUUUUGACGUCAAUAAAACCUUUAUAUUUUCAGAUUUAGACUAUUUAGGGACAAGUGCUGGAUUCUACAAAAACAUUGUCAAAGUUCAGAAGCAUGUGACAUUUAACCAAGUGAAAGGAAUCUUUGGCUUUACAGACAGUGAUUGCAUUGGUAAGAUCAGCUUUCCAGCUAUCCAAGCUGCUCCAUCCUUCAGUUCUUCGUUUCCACAGAUAUUCAAUGGCAAGGAGAAUAUUCAGUGUCUUAUUCCAUGUGCUAUUGACCAGGAUCCUUAUUUUAGAAUGACUCGCGAUGUAGCACCCAGAAUUGGACAGCCUAAGCCAGCCUUACUCCACUCAGUCUUCUUCCCAGCCCUACAAGGAGCACAGACCAAAAUGAGUGCUAGUGAUCCAAAUUCUUCCAUUUUCCUCACUGAUACACCCAAACAAAUCAAGACAAAGAUUAACAAGCACGCCUUCUCGGGGGGCAGGGACACCAUUGAAGAGCACAGGAAGUACGGAGGCAACUGUGACGUUGAUGUGUCCUUUAUGUACCUGACUUUCUUCCUGGAGGAUGAUGACAGGCUCGAGCAACUGAAGCAGGCCUACACCAGUGGGGAAUUGCUCACUGGGGAGCUGAAGAAGGUACUUAUUGAAACAAUGCAGCCCUUGGUAGCAGCUCAUCAAGAAAGAAGGAAGCAGGUCACAGAUGAAAUUGUGAAGCAGUUCAUGACUCCAAGGAAACUGGCUUUUGAAUUUUGAAGAAAUGUAUAUGUAACUUAGCACUUGAUAAUCCACAACCAAGUAAUUGUUGUCUUCUGUUGUAUGUCAUCACUCCCUAGUUAUGUACAGCCUGUAAUCGGUGCUUUAUAAAUAAUAAGUAAAUUAUCAUGAAGAGCAGAGUACAGAAAAAGUUUUAAACUGGAUUUGUAUCUAUUUAAAAUCAGAAUAAGCAAGACAGAAUUGAUCAAUCUUGCAGAAAAGCAUGUAUGUCAGCCCAGCAUUGUAUUUUAAUGUAUUUCAUGUUGAAAAUAUAAAUAAAAUUUCCAUUUGAUGAUAAAGGCUAA